Zymoseptoria tritici IPO323 is the source of this 1575-nucleotide messenger RNA. RefSeq lists its product as uncharacterized. The coding region runs from base 1 to 1575 and encodes 524 amino acids. Lineage: Eukaryota; Fungi; Ascomycota; Dothideomycetes; Mycosphaerellales; Mycosphaerellaceae. Gene Ontology annotation, molecular function: 1-alkyl-2-acetylglycerophosphocholine esterase activity. The record is from RefSeq and is a predicted model, not a curated record. The transcript has 2 exons.
AUGGCGUCUUUCUUCUCCAGCUGGAAUCCAGUCGUAUCAUUCCCACCAUAUCACGGCCCUUAUGAUGUAGGCACCGUCGACGUCGAGAUCCCGGCCGCCGACCUCCCGACCCCAUCGACCGCGCCCGAGCGAGCACAGCCGACCGUCGCGUUCCGGAUCUUCUACCCAUGCGCCAAACCGACAGCGUCCGACCCUUCACGACCAGUGCGAUGGAUCCCACAGCCGCAGCGACAGACAAUCAGCGCAUUCGCACAAUUCAUCGGUGUGAAAUCCCAGCGAUGGGCAAACUUGAUCUCAUAUUUCCCACAGCAACUAUACUACAUCUCUCUCCCUGCGCAUCGCAACGCGAAGCUACUGGAUCCUCCAACGAGCAAUGGACGAUGGCCAGUGACAGUAUUCAGCCACGGUCUGGCAGGCAGCCGGAACGCGUACAGUUAUGUGUGUGGAGAUUUGGCGUCAAAUGGAACGAUUGUCAUUGCGAUGGAUCACAGAGACGGCAGCAGUCCCAUUCAAUACGUCCGAGCGACAGCAACAACCGAGCCGCACAUUCUGAAUCCAGUCAAGAUCAGCCACGAACCGAGUCCGGAGGUGUACGAGGGAAGAGAUGCACAGCUCAGGAUACGAUUGUGGGAAAUCAGCGUGGCAUACGAGGCUUUGAUGAAGAUCGAUGGUGGACAAAGAUUGGAGAACUUGGACAUCAAUGCGAGCACAAACCGAAAAGAGCGCGUUGAAGUGCUGGAUCAAUUCGACAGCCAAUUGGACAUACAUCGCGCGGGCAAGGUCACUUUCGCCGGACACUCUUUCGGCGCGGCGACGACAGUGCAAUUGCUCAAGAGCAUUUUCUACCAUAUGGAGAGACCCGCGGACGCGGGCAAACCUCUGAUUGCGCCGACCUCAGACGCAGCUAUCAUGCAUCAGAUCACGGAAGAGUCUCCCGCACUCCUUCUUGACAUGUGGUGUCUACCUCUGCAAUCCCCUGACCAAGCUUACCUCUGGGACCGACCUCUUCCAUCCUAUGCAGUCGGUGGACCCGCUGGAAGCAACGUCCUUUCCGUCCUGUCCGAGUCCUUCUGGAACUGGAAAGACAACCUCAAUCUCAACAAGCAUACCGUGGCUUCACCCUCGCGCUCCCGCCCCGACAGCCCUGCACGAACAGAAGGCCCACACAUGUUCGUCGUACAAAAGAGCCAGCACUUCAACCAAUCCGACUUCGGCCUCCUUUUCCCCUGGAUCGCGAAACGUGUCACCAAAGCUGAGGAGCCCGAGCGAAUCCUCGAGCUCAAUGUCCGCGCUAUGGUGCAAGUCCUGCGGUCGAGUGGGAUCGAAGUCGCCGGAGCUGACGACCCGGAGGUUCUGGACAAGGACGGCGAGAUUCGACGGUGGACGCAUGUGCCGAUUGAGAAUGAAGAUGAUGAUCGAGUUUUGGAAGGCGAAGAGGAUGUCAAGAAGGUGCAGAGGAAGUUGUCGGUCAUAUCGCAGAGUGGGAGGAGUUCGCUGGUGGGCAGCCCGAAAGUUAGAGACGGUAUGACCAUGGGGAGUAAGAUGGAGAAGAGCUUGGAGCCUUUGUCGAUCUAG